Mytilinidion resinicola is the source of this 1896-nucleotide messenger RNA. RefSeq lists its product as uncharacterized. The coding region runs from base 1 to 1881 and encodes 626 amino acids. Lineage: Eukaryota; Fungi; Ascomycota; Dothideomycetes; Mytilinidiales; Mytilinidiaceae. The record is from RefSeq and is a predicted model, not a curated record. The transcript has 3 exons.
AUGUCAUCCCGCGCCAUGUAUUUCCCCAACCUAAUUUUGUUCGAAAUUCGCCGGAUGCCAAGUAGUCGCCGUGAGCGCAUCGAAUCUGCCAUGGCCGCAAAACCCGGCCAUUCAUUGAAGGAACCUCAGAUUGCGUUAGCCGUUGCAGGCACACGAAGAAGCUAUGCGGCGGCUGCAUCUUUCACAUUUCCAGGAUCUAAAACAGGUGGCCCCGUAACCCCUAGUGCGGUCAACAGUCAAGACUUGAACUCCAAGGCAGUUGUAAAACUUUCAGGCGAUAUUGCUCCACGCGUUGGAGGCACGCGAAGCAGCUAUGCGGCGGUUGCUUCCUCCACAAUUCUAAAAUUCGAAAAGAGUGGCCCCGUACCCCGAAGUGCGGUUAAGAAUCCAGAUUUCGACUCCAACGCAACGGUAAACUACUCUGCCAGAAUUGAUCCAAGCAUCGGAGGUACGCGAAGAACCUACGCGGCGGUUGCAUCUUCCGCACUCCCAAUAUCCAAAAAGGGUGGCCCCGUAGCCCAUAGUGCGGUAAAGAGUCAAGAUUUGGACUCCAAGGCAAUAGUAAAAUGUCUAAGCGUAGACGCAUUUCAUCAAUCUCGAAGACCGCCUAAUGCGAACUCACAUGGGAGUUCGCCUGGCCAGCGCGCAGAGUGUGAGGAGUCCUCGCAAUCCACAAAUCCUGCCAAUGCCGCCGUCUCCCCACGCGGCGACAGCCACCUUUUCAAGCGUGGUGAGGAACCUCACCGGAACGCCGCGGAUGAAAUGGUCUGCCUCCAUAACAGUUAUGAGAACCCCAAUAUAAGUUUGGACCGCAAAUGCGAAGGGAGCAAACACAUAGACAAAGACGACCGGCCGAACGGUCGAAAAUCUGAAGCCUCCAUCCGACGGCCAGACGCCGAGACGAAGGAAGAGGCAGAAAAAGAUUCUGCUAUCCCAGCGUCACAGACGAAGCAAAAGAAAUCGAAACAUUCAAAUAACGCGGCGGCUAAGACCACGAAAUUCAAAGCUUUAACACAGUAUGGAUGGCAGGUUUGCGAUAAACCGCCGACUUCAGAUGCACGGAAUGACCAGAGCAGCGGCAGCCCUAAUGCUAGUGCUCUAGAGGCGAAGAAAGUCGAACCGAAGAUCUCUGCCACUAUUGAAGCCUCCCAGGGUCCGACUAACGUAAAGGGAGACACUUCAAAACCAUUGUCUGACUCUGCUCAGAAGCUUACUGUGGCUCUCAAGCCGGCAGAUGUGAGCACAUUAAGACAGCACAAAGUUAGCCAACGCGACAAGACAAUAUUCAAUGUGGAACACGACCUCGUUGAUUCAGUUGCACAGGAGAGCCAACGAUCCAUGGCCAGAGAGGCCAAGGCUGUCAAACUAGACGAGCUUAGGAAGUUCUCUGAAAGCUUCAAGCUCAGCAUGCCUAUACCGGUAGAUCUGAUCCCGAUUGUUACAAAAGACAAAGGAAAACAGAAGCACAUGUUUGAAGAAGCUUUGAAGGCUUUACAGCUACAGAUUGGCAGCACAGGGUCGAAGAGCCUUGCAGACGAAAAUCAAGGGAUAGAUAUAGCGAAGGAGACCAUCGUAUCUGGGGGUCUACCGGUCUUACCUGAACCCGCGGGUGCGCCUGUGACUGUAGAUCAGGCAUUUCAGACUACCGCCGAGGAGAAAGACAAGCGUCGCCGGAACAGCGACAAGUAUCGCGAAAGGAGACGCGUGAAGAGGGCAGAAGAGCGAAAAAAGCAAUCGGAGCUGAAAAGGCUGAGAAAGCCACAAGAACUUAAUCCCAGGGCACCGAUAUUCUGUCCCAGUACUUCCCUAACAAAUACUGGAGAUAAAUACGGUAAUCUCAAAAAUAUAUGCUUUGCAAAUUGGCCGAUUCUCUUCGUUUGAGCACGCUAUUCGGCA